Messenger RNA from Brassica rapa (field mustard), 4002 nucleotides. Its product is annotated as auxin-responsive protein IAA15. Gene Ontology annotation, cellular component: nucleus. Gene Ontology annotation, biological process: regulation of DNA-templated transcription. The record is from RefSeq and is a predicted model, not a curated record. NCBI's taxonomy places the organism in Eukaryota, Viridiplantae, Streptophyta, Magnoliopsida, Brassicales, Brassicaceae.
GCCCCAAUCUUUUGUACUUCAAAAUUAAUCCUUAAUUUAAUUAAUUUUCUAAUUUUUAAUAAGUUAAAAAAUAGAAAGAAAUUAAUCCGAUUGUUUUGAGGUUUUAAAUGUAAUUUUUGUUAAUGUAUGAAACAAAAAGCUUGAAACGUAUUUUAAAUAAACAGUAAAUCACUUUUUUCUAAAUUAUAUAUAUAUUAUUCGAUCUUUAAACCAUAUGCAUCAUCAGUAUAAAUAUUUUGAUUAGAAUGAAAAAAAUUAAACUAAAAAUAUAGGAUUAAAGAGAUUACAGGGAACAAAAUUUAUAGAACACAAAUCAUGUUGCAACCAUAUAACUCCAACUUAUCAAACAAGGAAAACAAAAAGCAUUUAUAGAAAUCCAGAAAAAAUCGGAUCUUAUUUUUAGUUAGAUCCGCAAGGGAAAUCGACAAGACGAGAAGACACAAUUUUCAAUAUGAAAUUUCUAUAAUUUCGGGUGAUGGACUAUAAAAAAAAGUCAAUUAAUAUUAUUAUAAUGAGAAAGAAAGUUGUCUAUGAAGUUGGCUUUUGCAGAUUCGGUAUGAUAAAAUUUUGUUCAAUUUUAAAUAUUGCUUAAUUAUUGCAGAAGGGUUCAUGAUAGAUUUACCAUAACAUCUUGUGAGGCCUACUAAAUAGAGUAUCAAUUUUUAAUUUAACAUCUUGUCUACUGCAAUUUUUUUUCCAGAAGUUAAUUUUAGUGUUUAAAUGCAAUAAAAAUGUAUAGAUGCAAUCAGCAAGGCAAAUGGUCCAGUGAACGUAACUUAGCCCAAUUGAUGUUUUCCGAUCCUGUUGCAUAAAACAAACUAAGAUCAUCUCUAAUGUAUUGUUAUUUUCACUUCUAAAAUAAAAAUACUCUAUAAUAGAGGUAAAAUAUGUUCUAAUAUGUUUCUCUAAAAUAAUAAUCUCUAAAUGUAGAGUACAAAAUAGAGAAAUGCUAUUUUUUCUUCUAUAAAUAAAGAAAAAAAUAUAGAUCUUUAUUAUAGAGGAAGAAAUAGAGGUAGGUUGAAGUAAUUUCACCUUCAAAUGCUAUUAUAGAGGUGAAAAUAGAAAUGUAUUGGAGAUGCUCUAAGAAUCGGACAGAGUUCUAAAAUGGUUUCGCAUUUUUUGACCAAUAAAUGGUUUCCCAUAAUCCCAUUUCUACUCAUACGAUCGUACUAAAACGCAGAAUAUUCAUCCAAUAAAACAGUCAUAAUUACAUUUAUGCUACCAAAAUUUCAUCAUUUAGUUACUCUCGUUAUCUUAUAAGAAUCUAAGACAUGUUUUAAUAGCUAGAGAGCUGGAGUUAUUACGAAAGAUUGUGAUAAAGUGAUAACUCCUCGUCAGUAAAAAGUGACCACAAGUGUAACUGUUCUGAAUGAUAACAAACUAAUAAGUCACUGUUAAAACAAACAAAAUAAUUCAUGAAUAGCAGAACUCUUGUUGUCGUUCUAGACUAUUUUGUUUCAUGUGCGUUUUAAACCGAUUAAACAAUUAAAUUUUUAAAAGAACGGCUGACCGGAAUUACCGGUCACGGAUUUGCAAUGGUGAGUUCGUCACGUGUAUAUUCAAUAGGCCACUCACUAUUUGGCUCGUCUUAAAAACUCGUAAGAAUAGUGACAUGAAGCAUCGUGAAUCAAUAAUGUUUCCCGGCGAAGAAACAGAAUCACGUGAGUUAUGCGUGACCCUACUGCAGUCAUAAAUGUUUUCGCUCUGACUAAAACGUUUUUGUUUUCUUUUCUUAUGGUAGAGUAAAGAGUUAGUAGGAAUCAGAUUUGAAACUUGUGAAAACGGUGAUCUCAUACAGACAAAUAUUACUGUCAAUCAAUUAAUACUAGGGAUAUGUUCCUUUCGAGAGUCUUCUGUUGAUUUAGGAAGUAGUCUACUUAAUAAGAUGUGUAUAUAUAUUAUAUACUAGCCUAAUUGACCAACAGUGAAAACUGAUAUAUCUUGGUGGAACGUUUUUUCAAGACAUUUAAUUGGAAAUAUUCGAAUAAGUAAACUGACAAGAAAGCCUAGACAAAUGGAACACUACAUCUACAUGCAUGGCGAUCUCUCUCGAAGAAUAUAUGGAACUAAAAUUGACAACACACUAACUAAUAUAUGGAUUUUUUUGCCUCUGUUUAUUAAUUAUAUUUUCGACAUUUAUUAGCAAAUUAAAGGUUAUAGUUAUCCAUCUUCGUGUAAGAUUAUCUAUAACUAAAUUGACAUGAACGCAAGUAAAGCCAUAUAUAAGAAAUUUCAUACGAAAAACCACUAAUAAGGAUAACGUUUUCUUCUUGCAACGGGAAUAGUGUUUCUUAUGAUAAUAUAUAAAAUGUGUUUUCUUCUUUCUCUCAAUCUUAGUCGAAACCCAUGAGGUGGAGCUAAACUCAAUAAGUUAAAAGAUCAGGCUAAUACUUUGCUGUCGUCUAUCACUAGAAAUCAAAACUUAGAAGAUGUCCGCUCGCAUGCAAAUCCACUAACUAAUGACAUAUUAUAUGCUUUGUUCUUUGGGUUCAAAGACACUUUAGAUGCAAACUCUCUAAAGACACUUUAAGUGCUUUUUUUUUUUGUUUGCUUUCAAAGACACUUUGGAUACUUUCUGUUUUUGGGUUCAAAAUACAUUUUAGGUGCUAAUCAAGUGCCUAAUCUUUUUGUUUUUGGGUUCAGAGACAUGUUAGUUGCUACUCCCUCUGUUUUUAAAAGAUGUAUAUUCUAGAUUUUUCACAUAUAUUAAGAAAAAUCAUUAAAUAUGCAUUGUUUUUUGUGAAUAACAAUUUUCCAUAACUUUUAGCCAAUAGAAAUUCAAUAAACACCAUUAAUUUUUUUGAAACUUACAAUUUUUCAUAAAAUCAUACAUUGAAAAGAUAAAAAAUGUAUCUUUUUGAAACAAUUUUUUUUCCAGAACAUACAUCUUUUAGGAACAGAGGGAGUAAUUAUUAAGUGCAAAUAACCUAAAGGACUUUUUGUUUUAGAAAACGGUAAAUGCAUGGGUCCACGUCGCACUCGAAGCAGAGGCUAAUCACCAUUUAUCACUUGCAUUCGUGGAGAUAUCAAAACCGCCAGUUACAGGAGACGUGUCAUUAUAGGUAAGGUUCACUAGGUUUCUAGCUGGCGCUUAUAAAAUCCAAAGCUCGAAACACUCAUCACACUCAAGCCAAAAGUUAGUGCCAUUUUGUCUCAUCACUUUCCGCACUUUUAUUUUUAAAUUAUUUACAUAUAAUAGACUACGACGGGAUAAAAUGUCGCCGGAGGAAUACGUUAGGGAAUCCGGUGAUCUUCGAGGAACUGAGCUUACCCUUGCUCUACCGGGAACUUCAAUAAUAGCAUCGGAUGGCCGACAAAAGUCCAGAAACAAGCGUAGCUUCAUCGAGACCGUUGAUUUGAAACUCGGGGAAAGACACGUGAACAAUUCUAUAGCAUGCAACAAUUUCGACCGCUUGGUGGGGUGGCCGCCGGUGAGGAUGGUAAGGGCGAGGAAGUACGUGAAAGUGGCGGUGGAUGGUGCGGCCUAUCUCAGAAAAGUCGAUCUUCAGAUGUACAAUUGCUACGAUCAACUUUUUGCCGCUCUAGAAAGCAUGUUUCAGGGUGUAGUAACAAUAUGUAAGGUGACGACGGAGCUGGAGAGGAACGGAGAGUUUAUGGCAACUUACGAGGAUAAGGACGGUGACUGGAUGUUAGUCGGAGAUGUCCCGUGGAUGAUGUUUGUGGAGUCUUGCAAACGUAUGCGGUUGAUGAAAGCCGCGGAUGCUAUGGGGUUAGUACUUCCAAGCUAAGAAGCGAGCAAUGUUUACACGUUCAAGAAUCUUAACGCAUGGGAUUUUCUCAAGUCUAUAGGAUUACCGUCGCAAAUGCAUAUAUUUCUUCUUAUAAAACUGCCUAUAUUUAUAUAUAUAGUCAGAGUAUAAUAGAAAUGUAUUGUUCGGCGAUUUCUGAAUUGCAAUAUAUAUGUGCUAUAAACUUUUUGGCCGUGGAUUUGAAUGUAAUUAAUGGCACUACUAUAUAUUAUUGCUUAAGUUGAUGACUAAA